Molecule: messenger RNA, 3191 nt
Organism: Lactuca virosa
Lineage: Eukaryota; Viridiplantae; Streptophyta; Magnoliopsida; Asterales; Asteraceae
Source: the annotation of a GenBank genome assembly
AAUAUAGUUAUAUUUCAUAUGCAUAAACGUAGCUUCUCAUUUUCGGAAUCGGAGUCGGAUCGGGUCAUGUCCCGUUUCAAACAGGAGUUCGGUUUAAAUAACUGAAAAUCAAGAAUCCUGUGAACCCCAGUGAUCUCCCAAAUGUCCAUUCCCUGCCAAUCCUUUUCUUCUUUACUUCCUGCUAUCAUCUCUUCUCGUACUCCGUCCGCCCAAUUUCACUUCCGUAUAUACAACAAAAAAACCCGCCCGACUGGUAUUUCGACCCAACUCCGACAUGGUCUUCCCCUCAUCACUAAAUGCAGAACAAGAACCUACCAUUGUUACUGCUCAAGUUCAACAAUGCCACUUAAGGACUCCGCUUCGGCACCCCCUCAGGAUAGCCUAUCCUACUCUCGAGCGUACUGGGUCUCUAGUUCAAUAAUUGCUUGGAAUGUGGAUGCUGUUGGUGGUUCGUGUUUUUUAUACUCCAGUAGAUCUGCAGCUCUAUCUGUUACAGAUAAUGGAAUUGAAGGCUCCGAUUUCAGUAUUAAGCUCGAAAGGCAUGAUCAGAGGCUUCCAGAAAAUGUGAGAGAUAAGUUUCCUCAUAUACAAGAUUAUAACGCUUUUAAGGUUCCUACAAGUUUGGAUCCCAAGAGUAUUCUUAAAGACCAACUGGCUGUUGCUUUCUUUGACUCAAGUGGACACUGCAUUAGUGUUACUUGUUUACAGCUACCUGGUGUUCUUGAUGACAUUUUCUCUUAUUGGGGUCCUCUUGGUGCUAUUUUUUUAAAUGAAGUUGUCUCACUUCAUCUUUGGGCUCCAACUGCUCAAAAUGUACGUGCAUUUAUUUAUAAUGGACCCUCAGGCGGAGAACCACUUGGGAUUGUCAAUCUUAAGGAAUCCAAUGGUGUUUGGAGUGUGAAUGGUCCAAGAAGUUGGGAGGGGUGUUAUUAUGUCUAUGAAGUAUCUGUCUACCAUCCGAGCACCUUGAAGAUAGAAAAGUGUAUUGCAAAUGACCCUUAUGCCAGAGGGCUUUCAGGUGAUGGGAAGCGGACUUUUUUAGUCAAUCUUGAUUCUGAUGCUUUAAAACCUCAGAAAUGGGAUGAUUUAGCAGACGAGAAACCUAAUAUUGCAGAUUUUUCUGACAUUAGUAUCUAUGAGCUGCAUGUUAGAGAUUUUAGUGCUAAUGACCCUACGGUGGAUCCUGAAGUUCGAGGAGGUUAUCUUGCCUUCACUUCUCAGGACUCGGCUGGUGUACUUCAUUUGAAAAAAUUAUCAGAUGCUGGCCUCACACAUAUUCAUCUACUUCCAACUUUUCACUUUGGAGAUGUUGAUGACGAGAAGGAAAAAUGGAAGUCUGUAGAUAUGGAGAUGCUCAAAUCUCUGCCACCAGAUUCACCUGAGCAACAGGAGUACAUCACAGCCAUCCAAAAUGAGGAUGGAUACAACUGGGGUUAUAAUCCUGUGCUGUGGGGAGUCCCUAAAGGAAGCUAUGCAACUAACCCCAAUGGUUCAUGUCGUAUAAUAGAGUUUCGGAAGAUGGUUCAGGCACUUAAUUUUAUAGGUCUUCGUGUUGUGUUGGAUGUUGUUUACAAUCACUUACAUGGGAGUGGUCCUGUAGGUGACAACUCUGUGCUUGACAAGAUUGUUCCAGGUUAUUACUUGAGAAGAAAUGCAGAUGGUUUCAUUGAGAACAGCACAUUUAAUUAUAAGAUUGAUGGGUUCCGGUUUGAUCUUAUGGGUCAUAUGAUGAAAAGUACAAUGAUGAGGGCUAAAAGUGUGCUUAAAAAUUUGUCAAGGGAAAAUGAUGGAGUGGAUGGUUCUAGAAUCUUCAUAUAUGGUGAAGGUUGGGAUUUUGGUGAAGUGGCGAAUAAUGGUAGAGGGAUAAAUGCAUCACAAUUUAAUCUAGCAGGAACUGGAAUUGGGAGCUUUAAUGAUCGAAUUCGAGAUGCAUUGCUUGGUGGAUCUCCAUUUGGGCAUCCUCUUCAACAAGGGUUUCUCACAGGAUUAUCUUUACAACCAAAUGGUCACGACCAUGGUACCGAGGCUAAUGCAGCACGCGUACUUGACGUAUCAAAGGAUCACAUUCAGAUUGGAAUGGCUGCAAACUUGAAGGAGUUUGUGCUAACAAACCGUGAUGGCCAAGAGGUUAAAGGAUCUGAAAUUUUAACUUAUGGUGGAGAUCCUGUUGCAUACACUUUACAACCAGUGGAAACAAUUAACUACGUGUCUGCUCAUGACAAUGAGACCCUGUUUGAUAUUAUUAGUUUGAAGGCAGCAAUGGAAAUUUCCAUUGAUGAGAGGUGCAGGAUAAACCAUUUAGCAACAAGUAUAAUAGCACUUUCCCAGGGUGUUCCAUUUUUCCAUUGUGGAGAUGAGAUCCUGCGUUCCAAGUCUUUGGAUCGUGAUUCUUACAAUUCUGGUGACUGGUUCAACAGGUUAGAUUUUAGCUACAACUCAAAUAAUUGGGGUGUUGGCCUUCCUCCGAAAGAGAAGAAUGAGAAAAGCUGGCCAAUAAUUAAACCAAGAUUGGCUUCCCCAUCAUUCAAGCCUCAUAAAAACCACAUAUUAUCUGCUCUUGAAAAUUUCCAAAAUUUGUUACAUAUCAGAUACUCUUCAAUUCUCUUUCGUUUGAGGACUGCAAAUGCUAUCCAGGAAAGAGUACGAUUCCACAACACGGGUGGAUCUCAGGUCCCUGGUGUCAUAGUCAUGAGCAUUGAAGAUGGCCAUGAAGGAGUUCCAGGGUUGACUCAACUUGACCCAGAAUAUGCAUACAUUGUGGUUGUUAUCAAUGCUUGCCCAACUGAAAUCUCAUUCACAAGCGCUGUGUUUCGAGGGAAACUUCUCCAAUUGCAUUCUGUGCAGAUGAUGUCAACUGACAAUUUAGUGAAGAACUCAAAUUAUGAUCCGUCAUCAGGAUGCUUCAGGGUUCCUUCAAGGACAACUGCUGUGUUUGUUGAGCCUCGGAACAUUCAGGAGUAGGAGUUGACUUUUGAGUGAUUCAUGAGGAGGUGCAUAGUCAAGAUGUAGAGUACAAGUGAGAAAUGCAGGCCAAGAUAAAUAAGGAUCUGUGAUUGUUUUGUUAGAGUUUUAUGAUAAUAGUAUUUAAUGUUGUGAAAGUCAGCUCCUGCAUAUAGUUGUGUGCAUUGCUGAUCACUUGUUUGGAGUGACAACUUGUAUUUUAGUAAUAAUGUCCAUAUGUUCUAACAGCU